This is a messenger RNA of Phytophthora infestans T30-4, 2811 nucleotides long. Its product is annotated as ATP-binding Cassette (ABC) Superfamily. Gene Ontology annotation, cellular component: membrane. The transcript is spliced from 5 exons. Gene Ontology annotation, molecular function: ATP hydrolysis activity; ABC-type transporter activity; ATP binding. Gene Ontology annotation, biological process: transmembrane transport. The record is from RefSeq and is a predicted model, not a curated record. Bases 1 to 2811 code for a protein of 936 amino acids. Lineage: Eukaryota; Oomycota; Peronosporomycetes; Peronosporales; Peronosporaceae.
AUGGGGGCGCUACGUGCACUCGUGUUCGAGAAUACUAUCAGCCAGCCGGAGCAUAUUCCAGGCCAUGCAGCUGGAAGCUACGACAGUGAGAGCGGCAAGAAGAGGAUGGCGGAAGUGGCGCAUCUGUACGCUGAAGAUGUGGUGAAUGUGGCGAAAAUGGUGAACCACUUGCAGUUCUUACUGAAUGUGAUUCACGAGUGCUUCAAGGGCAUUCAGAUGGUCAAACUCAACGCCUGGGAGGACAAGAUGCAGGAGAAGAUUGAACGCGCCCGGAAGGAGGAGAACCGAGAGCGUCGCAGGGUCAACGUGGUGGCUGCAUUGCAGUAUUGCGUGGGGGUGGACUCACCUAACUUGGCUUCUAUAUUCAUCUUCGGGUGGGUUGCGCUGCAAGAUUUAAGUGCGUUGUCUCCAGCUCGAGUUUUCCCGGCGUUAUUGCUGCUACGUCGCAUCAAGACGCACUUCUCCAAUAUCGCGCUACUUUUCGACGUCGCGAGUAAAGGCCAAGCAUCUUUCUGCAAGAUUGACAGCUUCUUGAAAACUGUGGUGGCCAUGGAACAUGCGUGUUUUGGCGAGUCAACAGAAGAAGGGAAGGCGUUGCUGGCCAACGUCUCGUUCCGUUUACGGCGAGGCCAAUUGGCUAUGAUUCAAGGAAAGGCAGGCGCUGGCAAGUCCACUAUACUCAAUGCUUUAUUGGGCGAUAUCAAGUGUCUGGAUGGAAACGUUUCUAUUGCGGGAGAUUGCCGAGUCGCGUACUGCGCACAGGAACCGUGGCUACAGACGUUGAGUAUUCGUGACAACAUCCUUUUUGGGUCGGCAUUUGACUACAAGAAGUACUGGUGUGUGGUCGAAGCGUGCUGUCUGAAGGAUGACCUGCGGAUGUUACCAGAGGGUGACACUACACAGGUGGGACCGAAGGGUAUUAACCUGUCGGGUGGACAAAAGGCUCGUAUCGCGUUAGCACGUGCGUGUUACGCCGACGCGGACGUGUAUUUACUGGACUGCCCUUUGGCUAGUGUUGAUGCUAUCGUCCAGAACGACAUUUUCACCAAGUGUAUUGUGGAGCUACUGCGGUUCAAGACGGUGCUCAUGGUGACUCAUAACCGCGAGCUGUCGGCAUCUAGUUUCGUGGAUCAUGUGCUUCGUAUUGAAGACCUCACGGUCGUCGUUGAGUCUGCUGAAAAAGGGUGGGAAUUCGAUCGUCAUCCGUCCAGAAGAGCUGAUCCACGGAACUCACUGCCUCCGUGGAAGAGCGAGGACCGACAAGACGAGAAGAAGAACGCAGCUCAUCCACGUGAUCUUGUGCUGUGGGAGUCUGCUGCACUACCACUGUCGUCAACAGCGAUGCUUGUGAAGCCAAAAGCUACUGAAACACCAGCGAAAUCGAUCAGUACGCAGGUACCUGUGACGUCGGAGUGUGUUGGGCUAAAAGUAGCAAGGAAGUUCAAGUGGAAGGAGGAGUGGUUCUCGCGCAAGACGUGGAAAAUGCUCUUGAAAGGCAACAAGUGCAUACGAUACCACGUUCCAGCCAAGUUUUUUCUCGUUCUCUACGCUGUCGCAGUCACUUCCAAGGACGUUUUUCUAAUGAAAUGGAGUGGCCGCGUGGAUCAGGGAGAUGUCUCGUCGAUGCAACACUCAGCGAAUGUAUACGGUGCGUUAGUGCUCAGCUCAAUGAUCUCGGGAUUCGCCAGCUCUGUGCUGCACGCUCAUGCGAUGGCUAACUCCGCCAACCUCAUGUUCCACGAGAUGACAGCAGCUCUUCUGCGUGCUCCGAUGACGUUCUUCUACUCAACACCAGUGGGAGAGCUCUUCAAUCGCUAUUUCAAUGACGUUCGUGUGCUGGAUACGACGUUCGCGCUGGCGUUUAUGGCCAUGUUUCGCUCGGCACUUUCGUUCCGUGCAGAAGCUGCCAACCUGAACUUCAUCUCGGAGGCUCUGGACGGCUCGGCGACGAUCCGUGCAUUCGGUCGACAGCAAAUCAAUCGCUUCCGAGUGGAACAUGGCGUGCUGUCGGAUGAAGUGAUGAAGGGGCAGUAUCACACCGAGGCGUUCAACCGAUUCGUGUUGAUCCGCUGCGAUCGUGUGCUGGGCAUUCACAUGUUGCUGCUGAUGAUAUUGUUGUCUAUGAACAACGUGUCUCCAGCUGAACUAGGUCUGAUGCUGUACUAUGUCUACACUAUCAACUCGGAUGUGUACACGCUGAGCUCCAAGUUGCUGGAAGUUGCGCUGUGUUUACUGAAUGUUGAGAGAGUCCGCAAGUACGGACUGAUCGAGCCGGAGUUGCAGAGUUACGAAGGUAACCCGCUGUCUAUCCCGGCGAGCUGGCCAACCCGCGGUGAUGUUGUGUUCGAGAAUGUAUCGUUCAGCUACGCUAGUUCGUCGAGUGACGACAAGCAAUCGCUGGCGCUCUGUGAUGUGAGCUUCUCUGUACAAGGUGGUGAAAAGAUUGGCGUGGUGGGACGUACUGGAUCAGGCAAGAGCUCGCUGGCGAUGGCACUGUUUCGGGUUCACCCGUUGGUUAAAGGACGCAUUCUUGUCGAUGGGAUUGAUGCGUCGUUGCUGACGUUGAAUGCAUUGCGUACCAACGUGUGCAUUAUCCCACAGUCGCCAUUAUUCUACAGAUGUUCGGUCCGUAAUUAUCUGGAUCCGUUCAACGAGUUCGGUGACCCGAGCUGUCCGACAACGGAGAGAAUUGGAGUUUGGGUGAACGGCAGAUGUUGUGUCUUGCGCGUGCUGUGCUGCGGCCGUCACGUAUCGUGGUGCUGGAUGAAUCUUUCUCUGCUGUCGACCAGACGAAUCAAUCGACGUUGCUAA